AUGCCUCCCGCCUUUGACGCUCUCGAUUCGGGUUGGGCUCCGCCUACGCCAACUCCGACACCGACCGUCUCUACUCCAGAAACUUUCACGCUCAUUUCGUUCUCAUUCCCGCCUUUGACACCUGCGACAGCCACAAUGGCUCCCACGUUCUCUCUGUCUCUUGCAUCGCAACUCUCCGCCGCCUCUUCAGUCGCAUCCACAUCGCUACCCACGCCAUCCGGCUCAGCAAAUAUAUCCGAAGCAAACUCGGCCGCUCUCUUCCAGUUGCGCACAGCAUUAUACCUCCUCAUAGUCGGGUGCAUCGCGCUCUCCGCCGUCGUCCUCCUGCAUGGAUACCUCUACUAUCAAUGGCGCCGUCAGCGCGCCGCCGAAGCGAGGACUUUCGCAGUCUCUGCUCUUAAAGGGAACGACUCCACUUCCGAGUUAUCUUCUUUCGCCAGUCCGGGGAGCCUUGCGGCGUUAACACCGCUAUCGGACGCCGGAGCCAUCGAGAACGGCUCGCUUCCGAGGAGCACGCGGGAUACCUUCGCGGCUCAAGGCAACACUCCCACAGAAGCCUCCUCUUUUCCCUCUUCAUUGUCCAUACUGGCGAAGCCCAGAACGACGCGCGACCGCGGUACGCAGACCGAGAAGAGGUACCACCGUCGCCGCAUGCCUACUACAUCCGAGGAGACGUAUACCAGCACCGCCAGCACGCCACCAGACUCACCCGUUGAUCCGAGCCAUACCUCGCGCGACACCGUCGGGCGAAUCGUUGCCGUUUACUCUACCUACCGUGGGACUUACCCAUCUCCGACAUCACCUUCCGAUAACUCCGACCUCAAUUCGGACCUCCAUCCUGACUACACAUCCACCUCUAGCAACUCGAGCGAUACCGCGCGCAAUGGGCCCACACUCACCCUUCAAUUCCCUACUCCACCUUCGACCGGCAUGUCGUCCUUUGAGCCGUUAGACGCCCGCGCCCUGUCCCGCGCCGGCCGAAAUAACCCGUUCUCGGACUUCGGAGGUGAUGGCGUCAGAGAAGGGCGCUCUCCGAGAGAAGCGGGGAGUAGGGAGGGGAAUGCGAUGCUAGAGCAAUUCCUCAGAUCCGUGGUGUUGGACGGAGAGGGUGGCCGGGAGAGUGCUAUUCGGACGAUCUCGCAUUCGUCGGCAGGCAUGGAGGAAAGACAGUGGUUCGUCUGA
Molecule: messenger RNA, 1182 nt
Organism: Peniophora sp. CBMAI 1063
Lineage: Eukaryota; Fungi; Basidiomycota; Agaricomycetes; Russulales; Peniophoraceae
Source: the annotation of a GenBank genome assembly